CCACUCUGACAUGACGUCAUUUCCUGCAAGGUUCCGGAACGAUGGAGAAGAAAAAAUUAUAAUAAUUGAACGAUGAGGACGGAGGCCUUCACCAAAGCGCCACCUACAUCAACUCGAACGUCCAAUCCGCAAAGUGAUAGGUUGGACUUUGACAAUGAUGAUGGUGGCAAUGAUGCUGCGAGCCAGUUUCUUGAGUUCAGCGACGCUUCAGACUUGGACUCGGAUGGAGAACUUGAGGAAGGAGAGAUUGCAUCAGAGGUCGAGACAGUCGACGAUGACUCGAGACCUGCCAGCGAGGUCAAAUGUCAAACAGACAGUGCUAGAAGUAAGAAACUUCAUAUACCCAACUUUAACAUAGUCAAAUACAAACAAUCUUAUGAGUAUGGCAGUGCAGCUAGCAGCAAUACGAGUACAGACCAAAUCAAAGCGGAAUCCUCGGACAUCGCGGCGGAGGAGAGUUUUGACAAGAGUGAUGUCGAAUCCAGUGAUGGUGAAAUCUAUUCUGCGAGUGAAGAUAAUCAAAUAUCUGAUGAAAAAGAGCAGGCAAUGGACCUGUUUGAUAUGGUGUUUGACAUCAAGUCAGAAAAAGAGGAAAACACUGCUGAUUCUGUAAACGAUACGCUCACGGAGGACAUGAGUGAUGGGGUGGGAAGAAAAAGAAAGUACAGUGCUACAAAUAAUGAAGAGAAAAAUCAUACCGGCGAGGAGUCUUCUACCACAAAAAAAUUCAAAGCAAGCUGUCAAGCAGCAGUGGAGGAUCCCAGUUCUGAUGCUGGAACCACAAAUGAGAAUGGCUUAACACACGAGUUUGAUGUGAUCGAUGAAACCAAUGAAGAGGGAGGAGACAACUAUGAUCAGGAUGGGGGAGAAUAUGACAGUGAUGAUGAAGAAGAUGAUGACUUAGAUGACAAUGAAAUUUAUGCCUGGCUGGAGGAAGGUGUCAGUAAGAAUUCUGCCAAGCCAGACGGAGACGAGGAACCAUCACGAAGGGAGAAACUUGUAUUACAAGAGAAAGGUAGUGAUCCAUUUGAUAUGCUGCCAGAGGGCUGGGUGCUGAUCACACACAACAGUGGUAUGCCUGUCUAUCUUCACAAAGAGUCCCGCGUGGUCACCUUCUCCAAACCCUAUUUCAUAGGGCCAGGCAGUGUCAGAAAACAUAACAUUCCUGUAAGUGCUAUUCCAUGCUUCUACUACAGAAGAGAGAAGGAGCGAGAAGCCAAAGAGAGGCUUGAAAAGGAGGCCACUGGUGCUAACGGCAAUGCUACAGAUUGUAACAAAGUAUCUCAUAAUGCAGAGAAUGGAAUCGAGAAGGAGCCUGCUGAUCCUUCUAAGCCUACACUGGCCAGCCUGCCAGUCAAGAUAGAGUAUGCGGAGGAGAGGGAGAAAGAAAAUUCACUGGAACCGGAUGAACUAAGAAAGUAUUGUGAAUCUGUAUUUGAAUUCCGAAAAAUAACAGUCAAUAAAUUCAAAACUUGGAAGGACAGGAGGAGGCAUUUAAACAGAGUGAAGAAAAAGUCCCGACCAGCACUACCGUCCAACACCAAACUGAUUACUUGUAAAGUCCCAACAGACAAAGGGGACCAUAAACCAAGGAAGAAAGAGUUUGUAUUGAACCCUACAGGAAAGUCCUAUGUCUGUAUUCUACAUGAGUAUGCCCAGCAUACACUGAGAGUGCAACCCCGUUAUGUUUUCAAAGAGCUCGAGAAUGCGCAGAACCCUUAUAGUGCCACAAUAAUUAUUAAUGAGAUUGAAUAUGGUACAGGAUUUGCAGGGAGCAAGCGAGCAGCCAAAAUGGAAGCAGCUAAGUCCACUUUGAGUAUUCUUAUCCCAGAAAUGUCCAAGUUAAUAGAGAAACAAGUGGAGGAGGUGGAGGACCUCUCAUUUUUCGAUGAUAUUAAGAUUGAGGACCCCAGAGUUUAUGAGUUGUGCAAUAAAUCAGGUCAACCUAGUCCGUUUCAGAUUCUACUGGAGUGUCUCAAGAGGAAUUAUGGGCUGGGAGAUACGCAGUGUAAGAUUGAUGUUAGGACCCUGAAACAUCAGAAGAGUGAGUACACUCUGACCGUCGGGAAGCACUCUGUCACGGUGGUGUGUAAAAAUAAGCGUGAGGGGAAACAGAGUGCUGCUCAGGCCAUGUUGAAGCAACUUCAUCCACAUAUCUUCAGCCUGGGUGCCUUGUUACGGUUAUACGGAAGAUCUUCCUGGAAAAGUGUGAAGGAGAAAAAGAAAGAGGAACAUGCUAUCACUGGCUUGCAGUCCCAAGUACGAUCCAAAAAACCAAACGAACCUCUACUCCAAAAGUUAAAGGAAGAAAUGAUGAAAAUUCAGAUGCAAAGGGAAUCUGUUCAAACCAAGGGAAAGUUUCGCAUCGAUGCCAAAACUCUGUCCGGCACUGUGACGUGUAUUGACCUAUGAUAGCAGUGUCUCAAAAUCUCUCCAAGUUCAUUGGACCACCAAAUAUUCCAAUUAAUUUGUUAGUUAUUAAAUCGAAGGACUGUGAUUGGAUAGAAUUUACUUGCCUUCAGAUUUUUGUAAGUGUAUACCAGAGUGAUAUAUUUGAGCUGAUGCAAGUCCAUUUAUUAUUAGUAUGAUUGAUAUUUAUUGAUUGUCCCAAUCGAAUUUUAUUUUUGAGAUGAAGUACCAUGUGUGUUGAUAGGAAUCCAUAGAUAUACUUGUGAAGUGUAUUAUGAAUGAAGAAUGUCCCUACUACCCCCCCCCCCUUCCCUCCCCCACCCCCAUCAGCUGUGCUGACAGAUUUAUGUUGCCUCCUUUAAGGCUUAUUUUCACCUCUGUCAUUCUUCUCAAUAUUUGGGGAAUUUAAACCAGGUCGAAUAUUUUUUUCAGAGUGCAUGUGCACCUGGUGUCUCUUUUUUACAACAAACUGUGUGUUCAUAUCAAUGUAGAAGUUUACACGUUUGUUUUUGUUGAAUCCAGAUUAUUGUAUUUCACUGGUACUGUACUGAAUUCCUUAAUACUGUGUUAUAGGUAGAGUAGUGAGGUUUUUGAAAGAAAAUUUAAAAAACAACAACUGAUGGAAGCAAGUUCAAAAAGAAAAAAAAUAACAAACCUUCACUUUUAUUCGUUCAGUGGGUCCCACAAUCUGCUGUUUUUCUCAUUUUGUUCCUGGGCAGAUUUUUCCUUCUUCGAUAGCAUUUUGUUUGGAAAUAAAAAGUUUUAUAAGGCUUCAAUACUGAUUAAUGUUAAAAUUGUAUAAUAAUCUGAGGCUAAUUUUAAAUUUUAAUCACCUCUGUGAAAAUACUAAUAAUGGGGCAAAAAUGUCUUGUCAUGCAGUUUCAAUGUAAUUGCAGCUUUCAGUUCAAUCAAACUUAAGCUAUUCACAAUUACAAUUAUUUCUUUGUAAGCCAUCAAGCACAAAAGCUGUCACUUGUUACUGUUUUACUGAAUCAGAAUUUAAAGAUGCAAGGGUAUAACUAUAGGGAGAGGAAGGUACACAUGUUUGCACACUCCCCCUUUUUUUGUCAGUUUUGUUCAAAUUUUAACUUUUUUAUAGUAAGCAUAAAAGAAUAAAGUCAUAAAUACAUUAAUAGGAAAUUACUUAAAUGCAGGGUUUUUCUGCACUCAGCUUUGACAACCCCCCCCCCCCCCCCCCCCCCCCCCCCCCCCCCCCCCCCGUAAAUGUUUUCAUAAAAUAUCAAAAUCCCACAGCAGGAGCAACUUCUAUUAAGAUUAGUAAAGAAGGAAAGGGCCACAUUACAAUGGAUUUCUCUUUGUUCCUUGUGUUGUGUUUCCAUUUCUCUAAAUAUACACAAGUACUAGUGCUGUAUACCCUCAUUGUGUAGGGGAGACAAACAUCACUGGAGAGAGAGAGAGAGAGAAAUUCUCAAGACACAGCACUUCUUUGAUUUGAAUCAGUAUCGCUUCAGGUGCUAGGACAAAAGUCCUUCCUCCCUCACAUUCCUUAUAUUAUUAGGAAAUUUUUAUUUAGAUUUUUAUUUAAUGGUUUUGAACCCCCACCCCAUUAUUUUUCUCCACUUCCAUGCCCAGUUUGCAAAACUUGACAGACAUAUGCAUUCCUAGUCACCUUUUUUUGUUUUUAUUUCUUUUCAUAUCACCAGGCCCUUUUAUUUUUGUAUGUAGACUUGUACAAAAUGAGUUCCGAGUAGAUACAAGUGUGAAAGCACAAAACAAAGACGCCCACACUCAAGCAUACAUACAUAUAUACACAUACACAUAUUUAUAUACACACACACACAUACUAAGAACUAGAGCAACCUUUGUGGUUAGUCGGCCUCAGGCAAGCUCUGUGGCUUUUGAGCCUCAGGCAAGCUUUGUCACUUGUGAGUCUCGGACAAGCUUUGUGGCUAGUGGGCCGCAGGCAAGCUUUGGACCUGUAGGCCCCGGGCAAGCUUUGGUGGGCCUGUAGGCCCCGGGCAAGCUUUGGUGGGCCUGUAGGCCCCAGGCAAGCUUGGGGCGGCCUGUAGGCCCCAGGCAAGCUUUUGGCCUGUAGGCUCCAGGCAAGCUUUGGGUCUGUAGGCCCCGGGCAAGCUUUGUGGCUGAUGGUGUCUUCUCAGCGUUUUUUUAUUUAAUUUUGGUAUUGGGGUUUUGACAUACUUUGUUAUGUACCUGUAAUUUAAUGUUUUUUAAGGCAUAAUCAUCUGUCUUGUGAUAUAUAUAUAAUAAUACACUUUGCCUUGUUGCCCAAAAUAUGUUGGGUUUUUCCCCACCAAUACACAUUGCCAAUUUAGAUUGAAUACAUUCAGCAAUUAAUUUUUUAUGUAUGAUAUGAAGAAAAGAUUUAUGUGUGGAAUAUGACGAUGAAAUUUAUGUGUUGAAUAUGACAAUGAAAUUUAUGUGUUGAAUGUGUGUGUUUGCUGUAAAUUUUAGGUAUUCUGUACAAAUUCUAAAUAUAAAUCCAUGACAUAUGUCAAGGCAUUCCAUGUGUGACUCACAAUCAAGACGUCAUCGAAAGUUUGUUUUUUAUGCUCUCAAAACUAAACGUAGAUAUAUUGUUUUGAUGUAUUUGUCUGUCAAACAUGUCGGAAUUGAAAUGGGAAAUGUUAUCUGCAUUUUGAUUGGCUAUUAGCUUCAACUUUGUUGUCAUAGAAGAAUGAUGCACAUAUUCAUAAUUCAUCUCGAAGUACUUUGGUGUUAAUCACCAACUGCAUGAACAAUAUGACUUUAUCCUUAUCCAAUGGAUAAAGGUAUUCCUGGUUGUUUCGCACAAGGAAAACACCACAAACGCUCAAUGUAUCCAUAUGUGAAGUCAAGUUGAUGACGUUAGUAGAGAAAUAAACAGUUGUGGCCAUGUGAAUAUUAACCAUUUCAAAUCGCUGAAUAAAACAAAUAUUCUAUAGAUAUCCUCUUUCCAUUUUAAGCAAAAUACUAAUAGUUGUAUUAGAAUGAGUAUAUCUUGUCCUGUCUCAAGAUUUCAAACCAGAAGACGGGGGCUGUUUAGUCCCCAAUGCUGUGUGUACUUGUAACACCUUUCACUAUCGCCAAAUGACCAGAUGUUGUGUUUUCAGAAUUUGCAAAUGCUGUAGCUAUUCUCCAGUGGUUGUCCAGGUAAAUUUGAACUCAGUAAAGAAAAUUAUUACUUUUAA
Ostrea edulis (European flat oyster) is the source of this 5558-nucleotide messenger RNA. Its product is annotated as microprocessor complex subunit DGCR8-like. The transcript is spliced from 17 exons. Gene Ontology annotation, molecular function: primary miRNA binding; double-stranded RNA binding; heme binding. Bases 73 to 2412 code for a protein of 779 amino acids. NCBI's taxonomy places the organism in Eukaryota, Metazoa, Mollusca, Bivalvia, Ostreida, Ostreidae. Gene Ontology annotation, cellular component: microprocessor complex. The record is from RefSeq and is a predicted model, not a curated record. Gene Ontology annotation, biological process: primary miRNA processing.